This is a messenger RNA of Prunus avium (sweet cherry), 1345 nucleotides long. The record is from RefSeq and is a predicted model, not a curated record. Lineage: Eukaryota; Viridiplantae; Streptophyta; Magnoliopsida; Rosales; Rosaceae.
AGAUACCGAAGCAUUGCUAAGACAACUAUCUACCAUGGAGCCUCGUCGCCGUGUGGUUUCUAUUGUGGGCAUGGGAGGUCUCGGCAAAACUACUCUUGCCAAAAAAUUGUACAAUCAUAGUGAUCUCAAGAAACAAUUUGAUUGUAGAGCGUUUGUUUAUGUAUCUAAAGAUUACCGUAAAAGAGACACUCUGCAAGGGAUAAUUGUAGCUGUAAGUCCCGAUAGCAAAAUGGAGGAUUUGAAGAAACUAGAAAAGGAGGAGUUGGAAUUGACGUUGCAUCAAUUGUUGAAGGAGAGGAGGUAUCUAGUGGUUCUUGAUGAUAUCUGGGAAAAGGAGGUUUGGGAUGAUAGCCUGAAAUCUGUAUUUCCAAGGGGAAAGAUGGGAAGUAAGGUGAUGUUCACCACCCGAAAAAAGGAUGUUGUUUUAUAUGCAGAUGCAAGCAAACCCAUUGAGCCGCAAUUUCUAACACAAGAUGAAAGCUUGGAACUGUUCCGCAAGAAAGCAUUCCCUGGAAUGGACCACAUGCCUUGUGAUUUGGAGAAGCUCAGUAGAGAGAUGAUGGUGAAAUGUGGUGGUCUUCCACUAGCAGUGGUGGUGCUUGGAGGAUUAAUGUCCACGAAAAGGAAGACCGCAGAGGAAUGGAGACGUGUGCUUGAAAACAUCGACUGGCACCUGAUUCAUGCUCAAGAUCGUGUUUCUGCAGUUUUAGCUCUAAGCUACAAUGAUUUGCCUUUCCACUUAAAAUCAUGUUUUCUCUAUUUGGGUCUUUUCCCUGAGGAUUCAUCUAUAUCGAAAAAAAAGUUGAUACACUUGUGGGUUGCAGAAGAAUUCUUACCACAACAAGGAGAAGAAGCUGCGGAAGGUGUUGCCGAAAAUUGCUUAAACGAGUUGGUUAAUAGGUGCAUGAUCCAGGUAGGAACACUAACCUCACUUGGAAGUCUUAAAGUUGUUCGUGUGCAUGAUGUUCUCAGAGACUUCUCUAUCUCUAAGAGCAGAGAGGAAAGUUUUCUUGAAAUUUAUAGUAGGCAGAAAAUUGAAUCGCCAACAUCACAACGGACUAAAUGUCGAAGGCUUGCAAUCCAUGGUGACCAUCAUGAUCUGUAUGUUUUUCUAAAGCCGUAUGCCCCCUACUUACGCUCCCUUCUAUUUUUCAACACAAGGUGGAGUUCAGAACUCAACUUUGUUUUCAAGGAUUUCAAGUUGCUCAGGGUCCUAGAUGGUGUUCCCUUUCCAUCUCGAGCACUAAGUGCUGUAGGAAACCUAAUUCAACUGAGAUAUCUAGGAGUCGUAUUAAUGACAAGUGAUCUGUUGGAAGACAAGCUUCCUCGAUCAAUUGGAAAGUGA